AUGCGUGCAGCUUCCGUUCUUUUCGGCCUUGCGGCUUCGGCUUUGGCCGCUCCCUCUCUGACGCCUCGCGAGGGCGGAGACCAGUUUGCUCAAGGCCAGCCCAUCAGCAAAGACGGCAAAGGCGGUCGCAUCCUAGGCGGCACCAACAAAGAGCUGGACCUGCAGAACCCCGACAACCUGGGGCAGCAGAGCACUGACGCCGGCGUGGUGCCCAAUUUGAAAUGGAGCUUUUCAGACUCCAAGACGCGCAUUGUCAAGGGCGGCUGGGUGCGGGAGCAGGUCGUCACCGACUUGCCCUCGAGCCACGACAUUGCUGGCGCGCAGCAACACUUGAAGAAGGGCGCUAUCCGCGAGCUUCAUUGGCAUAAAUCCGCUGAAUGGGGCUUCGUCUACAAUGGUAGAAUUACCGUCUCUGCUGUCGAUGAGAAUGGUGUCUACCAAGCCACGGAAAUUGGCUACGGCGAUGUCUGGUACUUUCCGCCAGGCGUUGCCCACACCGUUCAGGGUCUAGACGAUGAGAACGAGUUUCUUCUCAUUUUUGAUGAGACUGAUUUCGACAAGACUGGAACCACCUUCAAUCUCGAUGACUGGCUGGCGCACACGCCCAAGCACAUUCUCGCCAAGAACUUUGGCGUACCCGAGUCGGCCUUCAAAGACGUCCCUGCGGGAAGUCCGUACAUCAUCAACGGAACCGUCGCAACCAAGAACGUGACGGGCGCCGUGACACCCGAGGCAAAGGGCGACGCUUCCUUUGUGUACCGCACUCUGCAACACCCGCCCGAGAAGAUUGGUGGAACCGGCGGCACCUUUUACAAGAUUGACUCGACCAACUUUCCCAUUGCCAAGAAGAUUGCCGCCACCUUUGUGACGCUCAAGCCCGGCGGGCUUCGCGAGCUACAUUGGCAUCCUAAUGCAGAGGAAUGGCUGUACUUUCACAAGGGCCAUGCUACAGCCACUGCUUUCAUCGGCAGCGGUGCGGCUCGCACCUUUGACUUUUCCGCUGGCGACACGGCCGUCUUCCCCACCAACUCUGGACACUACAUUGAAAACACGUCCGAGGACGAGGAUCUCGUCUGGAUCGAAAUCUACAAGUCGGAUCACGUGGCAGACGUUUCGCUCUCGCAGUGGCUGGCCCUCACGCCACCCGAGAUUGCCGCGCAGACGCUCAAGGUCUCUGUGGACUUUAUCGAGCAGAUCAAGAGGGAGAAGCAGGUCCUGAUUGAGUAA
Messenger RNA from Beauveria bassiana ARSEF 2860, 1227 nucleotides. Its product is annotated as Cupin family protein. The record is from RefSeq and is a predicted model, not a curated record. Gene Ontology annotation, biological process: oxalate metabolic process. The transcript is spliced from 6 exons. The coding region runs from base 1 to 1227 and encodes 408 amino acids. Lineage: Eukaryota; Fungi; Ascomycota; Sordariomycetes; Hypocreales; Cordycipitaceae.